AUGUCGCAGCUUUUGCGUCCAGAAAACCUUAAGGACCGCCUGUUAUUUGCAAUCCCCAAGAAAGGUCGUCUGUAUGAGACCUGUCUGCAGCUUUUGAGCGGCGCCGACAUUCAGUUCAAGCGCGCCCAUCGCUUGGACGUGGCGCUCGUAAAGAACCUGCCCAUCGCGCUUGUCUUCUUGCCAGCAGCGGAUAUCCCGCACUUUGUUGCAAAUGGAGACGUAGAUUUGGGAGUUACUGGCCAAGACAUGGUGCAGGAGGCAGGGCCGGCGAUUGCGAAUGCAGUGCAGGAAGAGCUUGCGCUUGGCUUCGGCAAAUGUGCGCUCCAGGUCCAAGUCCCGGAGGGUGGUGAGAUCCAGACGGUAGAGGAUUUGAUUGGCAAGAAGAUUGCGACGAGUUUUGACCACCUUGCUGGAGAGUAUUUUAAAGAGCUGGAAAAGAAGUCGAAUCCUGCACAAGCAACCACGAUUGCGUACCUGAAUGGCAGCGUCGAGACUGCGUGUGCACUUGGCCUAGCAGACGGUAUCGUGGACUUGGUCGAAUCUGGGGAAACGAUGCGUGCAUGCGGCUUGAAGCCAAUUUCAACCCUGCUGCAGUCCGAGGCGAUUUUGAUCCGCCCCAUCACGCCCCAUGCGCGCUCCAACAUGUCGCUCAUUGCGCUCAUCACUGCGCGUAUUCGGGGUGUAAUAGCUGCUUCCAAGUAUGUCUUGUGCCAGUAUAAUAUUCCCAAGUCAGCGCUGGAAGAGGCGCUCAGUAUUACCCCAGGACGGCGCGCAGCCACGGUGAGCACGCUGGAAGAGAGCGAUUGGAAUGCGGUGUCGAGCAUGGUCAACCGCUCUGACGUGGCCAAUGUAAUGGACCGCUUGGAGGGAGUGGGCGCUAGCGAUGUUCUUAUACUGAGCAUUGACAACUGCCGUGUGUAG
Messenger RNA from Malassezia vespertilionis, 921 nucleotides. It is a transcript of the gene HIS1, whose product is annotated as ATP phosphoribosyltransferase. The coding region runs from base 1 to 921 and encodes 306 amino acids. Gene Ontology annotation, molecular function: ATP phosphoribosyltransferase activity; magnesium ion binding. NCBI's taxonomy places the organism in Eukaryota, Fungi, Basidiomycota, Malasseziomycetes, Malasseziales, Malasseziaceae. Gene Ontology annotation, cellular component: cytoplasm. The record is from RefSeq and is a predicted model, not a curated record. The transcript has 4 exons. Gene Ontology annotation, biological process: L-histidine biosynthetic process.